AUGGAGAAAGCAUUCAGUUGUGAUCAGUGUGACAAGACUUUUUCUGGCAAGAGUAAGUUAACAAGACACAAACUCAUCCACACUGGAGUUAGACCAUUCAGCUGUGAUCAGUGUGGGAAAACUUUUACUGACAAGAGUACUUUAACAACACAUCAACUCAUUCAUAGUGGAGUUAGACCAUUCAGCUGUGAUCAGUGUGGAAAGACUUUUACUCUAAUGCAUCAUUUAAAAUGCCAUCAACUCAUUCAUAGUGGAGUUAGACCAUUCAGAUGUGAUCAGUGUGGGAAGACUUUUACUCAGAUUGGUGACCUAACAAGACAUAGACUCAUCCACAGUGGAGUUAGACCAUUCAGCUGUGAUCAGUGUGGGAAGACUUUUACUUACAAGAAUUGUUUAACAAGACAUCAACUCAUUCACAGUCAAGUUAGACGUUUCCGCUGUGAUCAGUGUGGGAAGAGUUUUACUCAGAUAGGCAAUCUAAAAACCCAUCAACUCAUUCACAGUGGAGUUAGACAAUUCAGUUGUGAUCAGUGUGACAAGACAUUUACUUGCAAGAGUACAUUAACAAGGCACCAACUCAUUCAUAGAGGAGUGAAACCAUUCCGCUGUGAUCAGUGUGGGAAGACUUUUACUCAGGUGCAUCAUUUAAAAGUCCAUCAACUCGUCCACAGCGGAGGUGAACCUUUUAGUUGCGAUCAGUGUGUGACCACCUUUACUCAAAAUGAACAGUUAUUGAUCCAUCAAUGCCCCCACUCUGGUAGAAAGCUGUACCACUGUGACUCCUGUGACAAAACUUUCAAGCACCAACAGAACCUAAAAUCUCACCAACGCAUCCACACUGGACUUGAUGUGUACAUCUGUGAUCACUGUGGCAAACCAUUUGUACAGUUCGCACAGUUAAAAGCCCAUGAAGCCAUCCACACCGGGGUGAAACCGUACCACUGUGACCAGUGUGGAAUAGGCUUCAACUACAUUUGUAGUCUCAAAGCUCACCAACGCGUCCACACUGGUGAGAAACCAUACAGAUGUGACCAGUGUAAUGAGACUUUUAGAACUUGGGGUUACCUGAAACGACACCAACAGAUCCACACCAGGAAGAGGUCACUGAACCAAGGUCACAGUGAGCAGAGCAGCACAGAUGGACAAAGCUCUCAGACUUGUCAGCACUCUGCCAAUGGUGAACAGUGCUGUUGUGACCAGUCUGGAUGAACAUCCAACCAACAAGGAACCCUACAACCACACCAGCGUAUGCACACUGGACACAAACUGAACCUCUGCCAAGAAGAUUUCCCCAUGCUGGGUUCAGUAAAAGUUCAUGGAUUCUCCCACAAACUGAAAGUCCUUGAGAUCAGACUCCAUAGAGUUCAGUUCUGAUCUCUUGUUUGGUGUUGUUAAGUUUGCACUUGACUAGCCAACUUUUAGUCAUCUCUCUAUUUCUGUUUCCAGAUGAGGUUUCCUUAAUUUCUCCUAAAUAUAAAAAUCUAAAAAAAAUCAGUCAGUACAGUGCCUGUAACGAAUAUCCACCACUCUUAAAGGUUUUGCAACUUUUAUUGCUUUAAAACAGUAAAUCAUGAGUGACCAAAAAUAGACUGAGAGAGGCCACCAAGACUCCUAUGACUCCUCUGAAGGAGUUCCAGCUUCAGCAGCUGAGAUGUUAGAGACUGUUCAUCUAACAACUGUUGUCUGUUCUUCACCAGUCAAAGCUUUGUGGAGACAAAGAGAAAGACUCUGUUGUAAAAAGCUCACAUUAAAUCUGGACUACAGUUUACUAGGAGACAUGAGGAGACUCUGAAGUCACCUGAAGAAGUUUCUUUGGUUUGACUUUCUCUUCAUACUUUGCUGCUGCAGUGAGCAGACUGAAAAUCCUGGUUUGAGCUUCAUCACUUGCAUUGUUUUUUUUAAUGUAAUUGUAGCUUAUACACUAAGUUUUGUCUUGUUUGAUUGUUUUAAAUGAAUUUUCAAUAAGUUUUACUUCUAUUGUUUCAUUUAAAUCUGCUUCCACUGUUUUAUUUGUUUGUGUUUUUUGUCUUGUAAACUUUGGAUAUUUUUACUGGUAUCUGUAAAGUUUUAUCUCAGUGUGUCAAAUGCAACAUCUCAGGAACUACACUGACCGUCAAUAGAAACUUUGAGACCAUAUUUUUCAACAUAAUUUUUAUUUUGAAGCCCGAAACUGGAUUUUCUUCAUAUGAAUCAUUUGUUUAGCAUAUUGGCAUACAAAAACAAAAAUCUAAAGUUUCAAGAAUGAUUUCAAAAUAAAGAAUUUCACAAAAGAAAACGGCACCUGCCAAACACAAAGUCACAACAGUCAAUACCGAGUACGGCCUCCAUUUGCUUGGAUCCAGGCAGCAAUCCGUCGGCGCAUGCUUUGGACCAGGCUUCUGAUUGUGGGUAGGGAACAGCCCAUACACCUGGUUACAUCACUGUAGCUCAAAGCGGCCUCCACCAUACCCAGUGCCCGGAGACGUUGUUCAUGUGAUAGACGCGGCAUGAUGCUGUUCACUGGACUAACAAUGGUGGCCUUUUUUGGGCCUUUAUAUAGGCCUUCAAAACCCAUUCUCACAUUGUGCAGAUACUCACUGAGUAUUGCUUGGUGUGUAUUUGGUUCACUUUUGCAAAGUGACCAACCCAUGUGCAAUGAAUCAUGACAAAAUGACAACUCAUCAUUAUCUCAACUACCAGGGCACUAGAUCAUCAGUAAAUCAACAAUGAAUAAUUACAACCCCCCUACAAGGAGAAUUCUGCCUACAUUUCUACCUCAAAGUUUCUAUUAACUGUCAGUAUAUUAAAGAUAAAUACCUGGAUUUUUUUCCUGAAAAUUCUUGCAAUAUUGCAAUAUUGUACAACUUGUCAUAUCUGCUCUGUCAGUUAUAAACAAACUUAUUCAUUUUAAUAUUAAAGGUAUUCUAUAUG
This is a messenger RNA of Acanthochromis polyacanthus (spiny chromis), 2910 nucleotides long. Its product is annotated as zinc finger protein OZF-like. NCBI's taxonomy places the organism in Eukaryota, Metazoa, Chordata, Actinopteri, Pomacentridae. Gene Ontology annotation, cellular component: nucleus. The record is from RefSeq and is a predicted model, not a curated record. The transcript is spliced from 2 exons. Bases 1 to 1209 code for a protein of 402 amino acids.